Messenger RNA from Striga hermonthica, 966 nucleotides. The record is from the annotation of a GenBank genome assembly. NCBI's taxonomy places the organism in Eukaryota, Viridiplantae, Streptophyta, Magnoliopsida, Lamiales, Orobanchaceae.
AUGUCAACACAGCCUUAUAGGGAAAAUCUUUGGCGAAAAAAGGGCAAACUCAACGGGCUCAACGCAACUUUGAGAAACAUCUGGAUUACCAAGCAACCAUUCAGAAUUAAGAAUCUAGGGCAAAAUGAGUAUCAGUUCUUAUUUCAGAAUGCGGAUGAUAAAGAAAGGAUUCUCUAUGAGAAAUCAUGGUCAUUUGACGGCCAGUACCUCCUGCUCAAACCUUGGCAGCCUAAUGCGACUGAUUUCAAGCCUGAAGAGGAAAAAAUAAAAAUGUGGGUGCAAAUUCACAAUCUCCCACUUCACUGGAUAGGGCUGGAAACUGGAUACAAGAUAGGCAAGCUAUUCAGUAAACUUCAUGAUGUGGUGGUGCCCGGGAAUGGCAGUUCAAAUGGCAAGGUGAUGAAACUCCUGGUGGACCUGCAACUCAACGAACCGGUGCUUCGAGGUACACAUCUUAAACUGGGCACAGAUAGUACAUGGGUGGAGUUUAAAUAUGAGAAUAUCCAAAACUUCUGCUACUACUGUGGGCGAAUAGGGCAUGGUGAUAAGAACUGCUCUAGUAAGAGAGAUGAUGCGAACAGGAGUGUGCUUAACAUUGGUCAAUACGGGGAUUGGCUCAGAACCUUUAGUGGUUCUCUCAGUGAUUACAAAAAUGAUAGCCCAUCCCCCCUGGUUAGCCAACCUAGUGUCAAAGACUCUAAAAACUCCCUUCCUCCAGUGGCUAAUCCUAACCUGGAAACCAAUGCUGAAAUUGACAAGAGCAAUGAGGCUAUUGGUAAUUCCAUGGGUGAUAACUCUGUCAAAAUGACCCCUGCAGAAUCACCCCUUACUCCUAGCCCUCAAGCACCCAUAGUCACUGUUGUAAACCAACCAUCCCCAUUAGACAGCAUUCAAAACCCAUCGCAACUAGUGGAUGUGGAUAUCCAAUCCUCUAACACUAGUAGCAGGCCAACUCAAAAAAAAUGA